UCCUGAGGAAACACGUUGAGAAAGAGACGAAACAAGGCAGCAGUCGUCGUCAUCGCCAUAAAAUCCCUAAGACUCGACGAUGGGGAAGAAAGGAGCGAAAGGAUCCGGCCUGGGCAGGAGCAUAAUCAAGGACAGGUUUGCAGGCAGACAGAAACCAGGAUCUUCUUUAUUGCACACUUCAGAACUAGCAGAUGGACAAGAGUGGAACCGGAUCAAUUUCAUGUCCAUUACUGAGCAAACUGAUGUGGACGAUUUCCUAGCUACAGCUGAAUUGGCAGGUACUGAAUUUCAGGCAGAAAAGCUCAACAUAAAGUUUGUGCCUCCAAGUUCAAAGUCAGGAAUGUUAACCGAGUCAGAAAAAAAGAAAAUCAGAGAAGCUCAAGACGCAAAUAAGAUGCAUCUCAGAAUCCCCCGAAGGCCACAUUGGAAUAUAACCACGACUCCAGAAGAAUUGGCUCAAGCAGAACGUGACAGCUUCCUAGAAUGGAGGAGGAGUUUGGUGCAACUUCAAGAGGUGGAGGGACUCACCCUUACUCCUUUUGAGAAGAAUCUGGAGUUUUGGAGACAACUAUGGAGAGUUAUUGAGAGGAGUGAUGUUGUAGUGCAGAUCGUUGAUGCUCGCAAUCCAUUACUCUUCCGCUGUGAGGAUCUGGAAGCUUAUGUUAAAGAAGCGUCAAAAGAAAAAGAUAAUCUUUUGUUGGUUAAUAAGGCUGACUUUUUGACCAAGGCACAGAGAGAAUCCUGGGCAAAAUACUUCAGAGAAAAUAAUAUUAAAGCCGCAUUCUUCUCAGCACUAAGCAGCCAAGAGCUAGAUGAAAUACAAGAGGAGGAGGAAGAUGACUGUGAAGACGAUGAAGAAGAAUCAGAUGAAGAUGAUGAAAAAGGAUUAGGUCAGAAUCAGGAGGAAUCAGACGCAAUGGAACAUAAAAAAAAUACAGAUGAGUCCAGCAUUGAGGAGUGUAGAAGGGAUCUUGAGGAUCUCUCAGUGAAACUGAAGGCAGAAGAGUGUCCAUCUUCAAAAUCUGUGGAAGAGGCAAUGGAACCAGUAGAAGAUAAAACUGCAUCCAGUUCUUGCACUGUAGACACUGACUUUGUUACAUCAGAUCAUUUGUUCAGCCGGACCGAGUUGAUCGAGAUGUUCAGAACAAUUCAUACAAAGAAGAGAGUAUCAGAAAAAGCAGUUACCAUUGGUCUUGUAGGGUAUCCCAACGUAGGAAAAAGUUCAACUAUAAAUUGUCUCAUGCUAGAAAAGAAAGUUUCAGUUUCGGCCACGCCAGGAAAAACCAAACACUUUCAGACUCUUUACCUGACAGACAACAUCAUCCUUUGUGACUGUCCAGGGCUAGUGUUCCCAGGAUUUGUAAGCACCAAACAGGAAAUGAUAAUCUCAGGAAUUCUACCUAUUGAUCAGAUGAGAGACGAAGUUCCCCCUGUUAAUCUCGUUGCAAGUCGAAUCCCACGGAGUGUAAUUGAAAAUAUCUAUAACAUCACUCUGCCUUCACCAAAAGAAGGGGAAGAUCCUGACCGUCCACCCACGUGUGAAGAACUUCUUAACACUUAUGGAUUUAUGCGUGGAUUCAUGACCAAGCACGGGCGCCCUGACAAUCCACGUACAGCCCGAGUUGUUCUUAAGGACUACAUGAAUGGCAAGCUUCUGUAUGCCCAUGCUCCACCUAAUGUUUCACAGGAGGAGUACCACAAGCACACGCUUACAAAGAUUCAUAAAUCAGGACCAAGUAAGCCAACCCCACAACAGAUAAAAAAUAUGCCCUACCAAGCAAGGUCAGAGGUGAUAGACCAGAAAUUCUUUGAAAAACAGGUUGCCUCUUUUCAUAUUAAAGAAACAGCCAGAAGAAGUGGUGCACAACCAGCAGUGAGGAUUGCAGUUAAUGAUGGCCCAAAAACCAAGAGGCAAAAGAAUUUCAAGAAGAAAGAAAAACUGCGCCGUCGAUAUGCACACCUGGAUGAAUAAGAAAAUGUUCCUGAUAUCUUUCUCAAUCCUUCUUUCUGUUUUUUGGUGAAUGUAGCAUGUAGGCCUGCUUGAGAGAGAGAGAGAGAGAGAGAGUGGGAGUGGUAGUGGGAGUGAGAGUAAGUUUGUUUUUCAUUUUUUGUUUGUGUUCAUGCUUGUGUUUGUCUGUAUCAUGCAGGUUCAUGCUAUGGGAUAUUCUUUGAAAUCUUUCUACAUACAUAUGUAUAUAUAUUUUUAUGUAGAUGAAACAGCAUCCCUGAGAAAUAUCUUGUGUUUCUUUGAUGUGUAGUUCAACCUCUCAUAAAAGCUGCAAAAAUAGCAGCAAAUAAUAAUGGUGAAAAGAUGAUAAGUAAAAACAGGCUCUUGUUAUGGUGGUUGUUAUUCAUUUCAAUAAUGUUCAAGGUAUAUUUGCCUCAUGCUUUACUUUAUGAAGUUGUGUCUUGUGGUCAUGUUGAUAAUUAAUCAGUAGCAAACAAGCUGGUUUCAAGAUUGUAAGAUAUUAUAAGGAUGUCAUGGUCACUCAAGCAGAUGUUCGAAAAUUAUAGCAUCUCUCUUCUUCAUAAUUUUCCCAUAGAUGUUGGAGGUGGCUAUGUAUGUACAAGACUGAAAAUAAACAUUGUCAAGACUCAA
Molecule: messenger RNA, 2599 nt
Organism: Penaeus indicus
Lineage: Eukaryota; Metazoa; Arthropoda; Malacostraca; Decapoda; Penaeidae
Gene: Ns3
Product: large subunit GTPase 1 homolog
Exons: 11
Coding region: 80-1972 (630 amino acids)
Biological process (GO): ribosomal subunit export from nucleus
Cellular component (GO): cytosol
Molecular function (GO): GTPase activity; GTP binding
Source: RefSeq, a predicted model, not a curated record